Doryrhamphus excisus (bluestripe pipefish) is the source of this 5140-nucleotide messenger RNA. RefSeq names its product fidgetin like 2 (gene fignl2). The record is from RefSeq and is a predicted model, not a curated record. NCBI's taxonomy places the organism in Eukaryota, Metazoa, Chordata, Actinopteri, Syngnathiformes, Syngnathidae. Gene Ontology annotation, molecular function: ATP binding; ATP hydrolysis activity; microtubule severing ATPase activity.
CGAGAGAGAGAGAGAGAGAGAGAGAGAGAGAGAGAGAGAGGAAGGGAAGAAGAAUGAGUGUGGAGUUGUGUCCCAUAUGUGGGGAAAAAAGCAAAGCAGUGCAGUGCUCUGGUGUGCUCUGGUCUGGGGAUUAACAUCGGGCUUUCCCAUCUGAUGGAGGACAUGCAGGCAUGAAUAGGGCUUUUGUGUUGUUGGUGCAAGAGCAUGUGCAAGAGUCAGUGAUGGACUACAGCCCAACGGACAUUAACCGUCGCUGGCAUUCCCAAAACAGCAUUCCUUUUUACUAAGACAAGCUCCACAGAAUGCUGAGUCCUAUUGUCCCCUAUAGCUUAUUAAAGAUGCACUGGAACCCAGAGCAUGCCCAGCCCCUCAGCCAGUGGCCUGAGCAGCACCUGGACGUCUCCUCCACAACCUCCUCUCCAGCACACAAGUCAGAAUUCUACUCCGGCCGCAGCCACAACUCCUACAACUACUCUUGGGCCAACGAUGACAUCUCUGCCCUCACAGCUUCCAAUCUGCUGAAGCGCUAUGCAGAAAAGUACUCCGGUGGGCUGGACUCACCGUAUGACCGCCCCCCUGCCGUGGCCUCCUACCCAGAGCCAGGAGCCUUUGGGGGCCUCAACGGCCAGAAGACUGACCUGGAGCCCUGGCCGCUGACACACAGCACCGAUGCCUCUUACUCCCUUGUCCCCCCUGGCGUCCACGAUAGCCUCUCCGCUUCGAAGGCUGUAUCCACCACGGCAGGCCCUCCAGCGAUGAGCAGCGUGUCGGUGGUAAACAGUAACCUCUCAGACUCUGGCUAUAGUGGUGGCAGCUCGUGUAGUGGCUCCAGCGACUAUCCCUCCAGCUACAACGGCACCUAUCUGGCCUCAGGAUACUGUCCUCAACCCGUUGCAGCACUUCCUCCUGCCUCCCUCCACACUAUUCAAUCCACCCCCACCCUGGUACCCAGCUAUAGCCCCACCACACCUGUCUAUAGCUACCCCCCCAGCACGUACCCUCCUCAGUCCAGCCUUGCCCCCAAUUACAGCCACCCUUCUGCAACAUACUUGACUUCAGGUCUGCCCGCACCAACUCCUGUUCCCCCAAGGCAAGCAGUGGUGGGGGGUAGCUAUAGUUACCAGAGCAACAACAAUGGCACAACCGAGUCUGGUGGGACAUUAAAAAGAAAAGCUUUUGAGCUGAGUGUAGAAGAGGGUGAAGGCGGGGAUAGUGCACGUUACAGGAAAUACAACUAUGAGCCACUGAAGGUGAGAGGGAACUCCCCAUAUCCUGUGAACGACAAAGCAGAGUGCAGAGGAAACGGCUUCAGCAGCACAGAUCCAACCAAUUUUAAGCCCAGUAAUCCCUCCUCUCAGCCCCUGGUUUCUCCUUCGUACGGGCCAGCCGGGGAGUACAGCCCUCCAGCUGGCAUGACGGGCGACAGCGGAGUGACGGAGAAAGCCUUCGUCCAACAGCAGCACCGCUCUCAGGCCCACAAACGUUCUUCACUGUGUGGUCCAACUGUUGAGACUCUGAAGAGUCCAGAGCCCGGUGUGUUGGACCUUAUGAAUGUGGAGAUUUUGGACUGCAGCCCGGCCCUCAGCUGGGGUGAGUUGGCUGGGCUCACCCACAUCAAAGCUGCCCUGGAAGAGGACCUACUGUGGCCUGUGUUGAGGCAGAGUCCGGUGAUCCACCCACCAAGAACCAUUCUGUUGUUUGGCCCCCGGGGAGGGGGUAAGACCACGUUGACCCGUUCUUUGGCUUCACAAAUUGGAGCAUCCCUCUACAAGCUGAGCGGAGCCAUGCUGGCCUCUAAAGGGAAGGCGGAAGCAGAACACAUGCUGGGAUCUGUGUUUCAGGAGGCGGGGUCACGGCAGCCCUCUGUGGUGCUCAUCAGCCAACUGGAAGCCCUGGAGGACGAGGAAGGGCUGAAACAGACGCUGCACACCUUCUUGGAGAAAGCCCAGGUGGCCACUGGUUUGGUGAUUGUCAUAUGUUGCACCGGCAGGCCGGAUCUGCUGCCGGACGCGGUCCAUCGCAGCUUCGCCAAGCGCUACCAUGUUGGCCUGCCCGAUGCAGCCACGCGCACGCAAGUGCUGCUGCAGGCGCUCUCGCCUCAGGGUUCCAGUCUGAGCGAGAGGGAGCUGAGCGCUGUGCUGCAGCGCACCGAAGGCUACUCCGUGUGGGAACUACUGCACCUCAGCCAGCAGGCGCUCUCCUCGGCAUCAGCCCCCACCGGGGCCAUGCACGGCAUCCCUGCCGCUUCCAAACCCCCAGCCUUCACAGACUUUGAGAAUGCCUUCUGCAAAAUGCGCCCACACAGCAGCACAAAAGAACUGGACACUUGCGUGGAGUGGAGCAAGAUGUACAGCCACUAAGCAGCCAGGCACACACUCAACGCUCAUGUCACCCGUCUUCGCUUUGAUAAGCAAGCCUUUCUUUUCUUAUUACAAAUCAUGCAGUCAAGACGUGAGAGCUGAAAAAUUCACUUUAGCAUGACAAGUGUGCUGUUGUUGGGCUCCAAAUAUCCACAAUGUUUAGUUUUUCCCAAAGAAAGAAAUGUGAACAACCGCAACCUUAAUGAGUGAUGCGAUGGGUACGCCGUUUGGCUAAUGGGAGAAUCAGAUAGCUACUUGGAUCCUCUCCUGUUUAGCCUCCAUCCAGGACGAAAUCACUCGUUUGUCGCUAGAUGACGUGGUCCAAAAUAAUGGAUAAUCAGGGUUUGGAAAGUCCUGCAUUCUUCUGCUACUCUCGGGAUCUUAUUUAUUGCCAGUCCAUCCAUGCACGUUACUGCUAACGUUCCAUCUUUACUUUGGGAUCAGCAACCUUUGGGCAAACCACUUUUCUUUGACCAAAAACGUGACAAACCAAAUUAGCUGUUGUGCUGUUCUACUGCUCUAAUCAGACGGGAGCUCCAAGUCACGAUGCUACAGUAGCUGCUCGCCAAAAACGAAACACUACUCCAUGCUACUCUGAAGGUUCUGGAGUCAAGCUUUUCAUGCCCGUGGACAUACGAUGCUUGGUUGGAACACGUCGUCUCUUCGGUGAUGCACACUUCUUACAAUAUUGGCUUUAUUCCUAUUGGCAUCCACGUACCGUACAAUAAAUGGUGCUCACGUUCCUCAAUGACUGCAGAAAAUCCCAACGUGAGCCCGCCUGCACACCAAACACACACUUCCUUUUUGUUUUGUAGUAUGUUAGUCUCGUUUGAAAUGCUCAGGAAUUUAUUUACCUCAGAAUUAAGAAAUAAAGAAUGUAUUGGGGUCUUAGUGGAGGUAAAGCCAACAGUAUGAUAUAUAUGGUGAUAUAUUAUUAUGAUAUAUGAUGAUAUAUCAUAUACUGGACAUGCUAUGCAGCUGGGCUUUCACCUCGGGACAGAAACUUGAAUAAUGGUACAAGAAACAUUGAAUGUAAUUCAGGUAUUUCAAAGAAUAUUUGAUGCCAUAAAUCCAUGUAUUAUUAUAUAUGAAUAUGUCUUUGUUUUUUAUGUUCUUUUACCUUGAUUUUGUUGUAGUUUCUGGUGUAAUGAUGAUUGUCUUCAAGAAAUGCUAUGUAGAAUAUGGAACAUCCCUUUUGCUGGACAAGCUGCUAGUUUUGUGUGAUGAAGCGUUUACAUAUCCUGGGCUGGGCGUUGUUCGAUGCUGCUGACGGUAUAGAUAAAACACAAUCAUAUUCUUCUGGUGGAAAAUCAAAAUGCAAGCAUGACUAUGGAGACAAUUGCAGAGGAACAAUUUCUGGUGUGCGUGGUUUAGACAAAUCCACAAUGUAAGAUCUAGUCAACAGACAGACAUCAAAAGGACCGGCGGCGGAAUCAAAUACAAAAUACAUAAUCAAUUGAAUUUCUGACAAUUGUAUCCUUCCACCUUAAUGGGAACAGUUUUAGUUAGGUCUCUUUCUGUCUCCCGGUGGACAAAGUACGAUCUAUAAAGGUACUAAAUGAAUGUUCAGGUGAGUUUAGUGUGGAAGAACCUGCAUAGCGGGUAGCGGGGGCAUGGUGCUUUAGUGGUUAACGUGUGGACCUCACAGUCAGCUGAUGGAGGUUUUCAAUCUCAGUUGGAGCAUCUCAUCUUGUGGAGUUUGUAUGCUGUCCCCAUGCAUUUGUGGGCUUUCUCUGGUACAUUGGAUUCCUCCCACACCCCCAACACAUGCAGUUAGGGUCCUUGUCGACUCUCAAUUAGCUGGGAGUGGGACUGGCAAUGGUUGUCUGACCAAAUGUGUCAUGGUGUCCAUGGUGUCCACGGUCUCCACUGUGUCUAUGGUGUCCACGGUGUCCACGGUUUCCAAAUGUGUCCAUGGUCUCCACGGUGUCUAUGGUGUCCACGGUCUCCAUGGUGUCCACGGUCUCCAUGGUGUCCACGGUCUCCAAGGUGUCCACGGUGUCCAAAUGUGUCCAUGGUGUCCACGGUGUCCAUGGUGUCCACGGUGUCCAUGGUGUCUAGUCUAUGGGGUCCAUGGUGUUCACAGCUUGUAGUCACUUUGGGUAGGCUCCAACUCCCCUAAUGGACAAGCAGUAAUACCCCUUUGGGAUGAAAGACAUGUGAGCACAAAUUGUUAGCCACUACCUCACAGGAAAACAAAUGCCACCUCCUGGAAUCUGAAUAGUAUAUAUAGUUAUAUAUUAUAUAUAUAUUUGUAUCCAUAUAGCAUAUUACACCACCACGGUCCUGAUGAUGUCAUAGUCCCCCCACUCCCUUCUCAAUCUCAUUACAUCGGAUAGUCCCUCGCCUCACAGACCAGUGGCCAUGUUGGCAUGUUGUGUUGGAUCUUGGCAUCCCCCAGCCCCUCCCUUCCUUGGAGUUAUUCCCCAGGAUUGGAAGUGGUCUGAUUGAUGCCCAGCACAUUGCAGCCUUCCCAGUCGUGCCCCAGCUUCUGAUCAAUCACAGCAUCUGAUCAACCCCAAAGCCCCCCCCCCCCCAAGCGCAUUUACAAACCAGCUCAGCCUACAUCCGGUUAGCAUCCAUCAUGACUUGUUCGUAACAAGAGUAGUUUGUCCAGCAAUUUAUUUAUUUGUAUUUUUUUUUACACUUUGUUUGCCUCUGUAACGUUGUUCCUGGUUAUUGUACAAUUUCUGUAACAAUUUCUACCUCAUUUUGUUGUGGCAUAUUGUACAUGAAAGUAGUCAUGGUCUACCUCAGAAAAGACUGUAUUUUAAGAGAAG